CUAAAAGCUCAUAUCGUUGUAAUUGUUAUAUACUAGUGGUAAUUAAGUCCAGUCACUUGAGGUUAAAUUUUCUGACUCUUUUUACCUCUCAUUUCUGAAAAUGGCAAGUGAAGUUCAUGCAGUUGUUGAUGCCUAUUCUCCUCCGAAGACGCCAACGGUUUGCGUCACAGGAGCAGCUGGAUUUAUCGGCUCUUGGCUUGUCAUGAGACUCCUUGAACGCGGUUAUAAUGUCCAUGCUACUGUUCGUGAUCCUGAGAACCAGAAGAAGGCGAAACAUCUCUUGGAAUUGCCAAAAGCUGAUACAAACUUAACGCUGUGGAAAGCAGACUUGGCAGUGGAAGGAAGCUUUGAUGAAGCCAUUCAAGGUUGUCAAGGAGUAUUUCAUGUGGCUACACCGAUGGAUUUCGAGUCCAAGGAUCCAGAGAACGAAGUAAUUAAACCAACAGUCAGGGGAAUGUUAAGUAUCAUAGAAUCAUGUGCUAAAGCUAAAACAGUGAAGAGGCUGGUUUUCACUUCAUCUGCUGGAACUCUUGAUGUCCAAGAGGACCAAAAACUCUUCUAUGACGAGACCAGCUGGAGCGAUUUGGACUUCAUAUAUGCUAAGAAGAUGACAGGAUGGAUGUAUUUUGUUUCCAAGAUACUGGCAGAGAAGGCUGCAAUGGAAGAAGCUAAAAAGAACAACAUUAAUUUCAUUAGCAUCAUACCACCACUGGUUGUUGGUCCAUUCAUCACACCUACGUUCCCACCUAGCUUAAUCACUGCCCUUUCACUAAUUACCGGGAAUGAAGCUCACUACGGCAUCAUUAAACAAGGUCAAUAUGUGCAUUUGGAUGAUCUUUGUGAGGCUCAUAUAUUCCUGUAUGAGCACCCCAAGGCAGAGGGAAGAUUCAUUUGCUCGUCCCAUCAUGCUAUCAUCUACGAUGUGGCUAAGAUGGUGCGACAGAAAUGGCCAGAGUACUAUGUUCCUACUGAGUUUAAGGGUAUCGAUAAGGACUUGCCCAUAGUGUCUUUUUCAUCAAAGAAGCUUAUGGACAUGGGGUUUCAAUUCAAAUACACUUUGGAGGAUAUGUAUAAAGGGGCCAUUGAGACUUGCCGACAGAAGCAGUUGCUUCCCUUUUCUACCCGAAGCACUGCAGACAAUGGAAAAGACAAAGAAGCAAUUCCCAUUUCUACUGAAAACUAUUCAAGUGGCAAGGAGAAUGCACCAGUUGCCAAUUGUACAGGAAAGUUUACCAAUGGUGAAAUCUAGUACCGCAACCAUACGAAAUAAAAAGGCGAGCUACCCUACCAACAUGUUCUUCUUGGUUCAUGAUGGCUGUUUGAGGUUUUUCAAUACAACAUGAGUAAAAUGGUCGAUGAAUAUACGGAAAUUCUCAUCUUGCUUAAUUCAGGCAGGUAGGCUAUCAGAGAAUUCUAGGUAUAUUUUGCAGGAAAAAAAAAAAACUAGAAUCACUGCAGGAUCUGGAUCCUAAUACAAGGGCAUAUUAAUAUUCCAUUUUAUAAGCUUUGCACAAGCAAAGAUCUAAUUUUACGGAA
This is a messenger RNA of Solanum stenotomum, 1536 nucleotides long. RefSeq names its product dihydroflavonol 4-reductase. The transcript has 6 exons. Gene Ontology annotation, molecular function: dihydroflavanol 4-reductase activity. Bases 101 to 1249 code for a protein of 382 amino acids. The record is from RefSeq and is a predicted model, not a curated record. NCBI's taxonomy places the organism in Eukaryota, Viridiplantae, Streptophyta, Magnoliopsida, Solanales, Solanaceae. Gene Ontology annotation, biological process: anthocyanin-containing compound biosynthetic process.